CGCAUGCGCGAAUAUUACAGCGAGUCGACGCCACCAUGGCGGCCAGAGGCCAUGUGCAGGACCCCAACGACCGGAGGCUCAGACCCAUAUACGAUUAUCUUGAUAAUGGCAACAACAAGAUGGCAAUACAGCAAGCAGAUAAACUGCUGAAGAAGCAUAAGGACCUGCACUGUGCAAAGGUCCUAAAGGCAAUCGGCCUUCAGCGAACUGGGAAGCAGGAUGAAGCUUUCACCUUGGCCCAGGAAGUGGCCACAUUGGAGCCCACUGAUGACAACUCGCUGCAAGCUCUGACUAUACUUUACAGAGAGAUGCAUCAUCCUGAGUUGGUAACCAAACUCUAUGAAGCAGCUGUGAAGAAAGUUCCGCUGAGCGAGGAGUAUCACUCUCACCUCUUUAUGGCUUACGCUCGAGUCGGGGAGUACAAGAAGAUGCAGCAGGCAGGAAUGGCCCUGUAUAAAAUUGUCCCCAAGAAUCCUUAUUACUUUUGGUCUGUUAUGAGUCUGGUGAUGCAAGCCAUCUCAGCCCAAGAUGAGAAGCUGGCUCAAACUAUGUUUCUGCCUCUUGCUGAACGCAUGGUGGAGAAAAUGGUAAAGGAGGAGAAGAUUGAAGCUGAGGCAGAAGUGCAGCUGUACUUUAUGAUCUUGGAGCGCUUGGGAAAGUGUGUUGAAGCUCUGGAAGUCAUCAGAGGUCCACUUGGGGAGAAGCUGACCAGUGAACUGCAGAGCAGAGAAAACAAGUGUAUGAUGCUGUACCAGCGACUACAGCGCUGGCCAGAGUGUAAUUCUUUGGCCCACAAGCUGCUUCUUAAAAAUCCUGAUGAUUGGCAGUUCUACCCUUCGUACUUUGACUCGCUCUUCCACCUGAUGGAUCAGUCAUGGAACCCACCAGAGCAAGGCGAACACUGUUCCGAGGGCUCAGUACAUCACACUGUGGCUGAGGUAGUGAAGUUUGUGGAAGACAGAAUCAGAGGGGAAGACGGCAAAGAAUCUCAUUUACUCCGAGGCCCCUAUUUAGCUCGUCUUGAAUUAAUGCACAGACUGAGAGAAAGGGGUUGUCCUGAAGAAAGCCUGCUGGGUGAGCCUUUGGAACUGAUGGUGCAGUUCUUUGGGAAGUUUGGAGAUAAACCUUGCUGUAUCACUGACUUAAAACUAUAUCUGCAUCUACUUUCUCCAGAACAGCAUGUUCAGUUUAUUAACCUUCUGAGUGAAGCAGUUCCAUUGGGUGAACAAGAGGAGGAAGGAUUUUGUUUUCCAGAAGACACAAAAUCACUACAGAGGCACCUGUGUUUGUGUCAGUUAACUCGUGCACUUGGACUACAUCAUUGUCUUGACACAGAAGGAAAACUACAACUUAUAACAGAGCUCAAAGCUCACUAUCAUCAUGGUCUGAAGUUUGGGACAAAUGCUCUGAAGACGGAGUUGCAGUUUUCAGAUAUGUAUUGUCUCAUGGCAGGUCAUGUGUACAUUGAUCUGUGGGUGGAGACGGGGGAUGAAAAUAUGCUCUGGCAGUGUUUGGGUCUUCUCCAGGAGGGUCUGUUUCACAGUCCCUCUAAUGCUCAAUUCAAGCUGCUGCUGCUGAUCCUCUACUGUCGCUUGGGAGCUUUUGAGCCAGUCGUGGAUCUUUAUUCCAGCCUGGAUGCUAAGCAUGUACAACAUGACACCAUAGGAUAUCUCCUCACACGUUAUGCUGAGUCCUUGGGUCAGUUCGCUGCAGCCUCCCAGGCCUGUAACUUUUCCCUCAGGUUUUUUCACUCCAAUCAGAAAGAUACCUCAGAGUAUAUUAUUCAAGCAUAUAAGUAUGGAGCAUUUGAGAAAAUCCCAGAAUUCAUUGCUCUCAGGAACCGGCUGAACCAAUCGCUGCACUUUGCCCAGGUCCGAACUGAGAGGAUGCUUCUGGACCUGUUUCUUGAGGCUGAUAUUGUGUUGAGUCUGGAGGAAAGUGUGAAGGCCAUGAAUGUGUCUGCAGAGGUGGACGACAUCCCCUGGGAUAGUUUGAGGGACAACAGAGACCUCACAGUCUUUACCAGUUGGGACCCAAAGGAUCGACAUUUAACAGAAGAGCACCGGCAUCAGUCCUUAGAAGAGGAGUCCGUGUGGCUGAGAAUACCGUCUCUAACGCUUCGUCUCCUCAACUGUCUGGCUGUGUCUGGGCACCACCCAAACUCUGAAUUAUCCCAUGAAAACGGCAUAGGAGACAAGACUUCAGUCUUCAGUAACCUGCUGUGCCAGCUCCAGCAGACUCUGCAGACAGCAGCCCAGCUAAAGGAAAAGCACAUACAGUAUCCGUUCCUCGGCCCGCCCUCCACUCGCUUGGCCCCUGCUCUGGCCAGUGGCUGUCAGUGUCAGGGCUGCAGCCCUCCAGCCUCUGUCCAUCUACACGAGUUGGAAACUCUUGGACUUGACGAGUCGUCAGAACUUCAAAACCAGAUCUGUAACGGUUUUAAAUCAUUAGUAGUUCAGCCUUCAAGGUGAGAAAUGCUAAAAAAAUGCAAAGGGGAUUUAUUGGAAUUAAAACGGCAGAUUAAAAAUGCAAUCUUUGUUAUUAGAAACCAUAGUUUCUUUGUUGAGACGAUCUGCAUAGUCUUGUGGAUGGCUACUUACUGUGCCAAGAUCCUGCGACCACUUAAGACAAGUCUAACAGAAGAAGAAAAAGAAGAAAAGGAUGCAAGCACAGUUCUGGUGCACUUUUUAUGCAUUCCAGAGAUGACGGGCGGCAUGCACAACCUGUUUACGGAGGCUUUGGAGCAUUUAAAAGCGCAAGAGGCUGGAAUAACGGCCCUUAAACUGGCCAGUUUAACCUUGGAAGGAAACACAGAUGAGGAAGUGUCGUUUACCAAGACUGCUAUGGACAAAGUGCAGAGCAGUUACCUGCGCUCGCUGCAGGAGGUUGGAGAUCUGUUGAAGAAGAGAGCAGAAACUUUAAAAAACCUCAAGAUAUGAACGUCAUCAUACACCUCAAAUCAUAAAGACUAAAUCCAUUAUCAGCUCUCAAACCUGUGCCUGCUGUCGGCACACCAGCUCAUGGAUUCUUCUCUUAGCCGUUGGGCUGACGUACCCUGACCUGACUGUGCAAGUGGCUCUGCUGGUAAUAGUUUUUGUUUUUGGUCAGUUCAGCAGACAAACACCUUCUGGAACACUUGCAACUCAUACAGUGCGUAAGCUUUUAAGCAAAACCAUGGAUUUCUAUUGUAAUUCUAAGGAAAACCAAUGUUCAUCUUAAAAACGGAUAUUACAAAGAAGCAGUUUCAGUUAAAUCAAAUGUACAUAGUGAAGAGUGACGAGCCUAAACCUGGACUGAGUGUCACAUACAUUAAACCACUAUUAAAUAUCGGUUUCUCUCCGUGGCUCACUUUGGAUUUCUGACAUCUCUGAGAACAGUCCUUGUCGCUCUGUGAGGUCACAGUGACAUUCGUGUGUGUGGGGGCAUUGGAACAGUCUUUCACUGUGCCGUUUCUGUCGAGAACCAACCUGGUACAGUUUGUCCUGUGAUGUCCCCGCCAUGGAGGCCGACACACUCUGGAAACACACGAGCAUCCUGCAGCAGCAGACCUUCAGAUGAACGCUGCUGCUUCUACUGUCAGACUUUUUUUUUUUUUUUUGUAGCCACCUCUAGUUGCAGUAUUAAGCAAUCUUGGGACAAGUUGCUAAACAGAUUUUUCAUCAUAUUUUGAAUUCCUCACUGUUUGCCCCCCCCCACUU
Molecule: messenger RNA, 3698 nt
Organism: Thalassophryne amazonica
Lineage: Eukaryota; Metazoa; Chordata; Actinopteri; Batrachoidiformes; Batrachoididae
Gene: naa25
Product: N-alpha-acetyltransferase 25, NatB auxiliary subunit
Biological process (GO): N-terminal peptidyl-methionine acetylation
Cellular component (GO): NatB complex; cytoplasm
Molecular function (GO): protein binding; protein-N-terminal amino-acid acetyltransferase activity
Source: RefSeq, a predicted model, not a curated record